ACAAAAAGUGGACGCAAAUUCAGAAGUGUAAUUUAAUACUUGAACUUCAAGGCAAGGGAGAGCGGAGGGAGGAAAAAAGACGCAGACGGCAUGGAUGCGGGGAGAGUCUCGAGAUCAGUGGUCUUUUUUAUCUGCGACUACAAAAAUCGGCUGAUUCCGCGAAGCAAGUUUAUUGCGCUGACCCCGUUCAUGCAAAUCGGCUGGCCGAUAGACACCGGGGCGGAGGCGAAAGGUCCAUCUCCUCUACCGCCCGAGCUUAACAGAAACAUGCGUGUGCCGUCGACGCUCGGCGAAACAGCCUGGGCUGGCCAGACGGGCCGAGGGACCGGAAGUGGCUGGCAGCAAGGCGGCCAAAAUCGCGAAAUGAGUAGUCACAGCAUGAUCCAGAGAUCCUCGGGGGACAGCGAUCUGAGCCCAAUCGGCUGGAGAAGGACACCCCCACCUCCUGACACGCUCUUGGCGCCAAGAAACAGCUGUUUUUUUGUCUGGUGCAGCCGUGCUAGCGCAGCUCUGGCGAGGAAAUUGGAAGGGUUGUCUCUUGUAACGCGCAGUCCGGCAUGCGGAACUAGAGCCCCCCUCUGGCGAAUCGCAGCAAGACGUCUUCGGGUUGUACAGGUGGAAAUGCAAGCGGGUAUGACACAAUUUUAUUUGGCCCAGCCGUUCCGGGCUUGUUCCUGAGUGUCCGCUAAUGGGCAUCAGUUGCCAUUGCUGCUGCCGCUGCUGCUGCCGCUAUAAAUACCGUUGGGCGCUGAUUGCAAGUGCUUUUCGCUUAGAAAGGAUCACCUCUUAGCCCGUCCUGCCAGUCUGCCUCCUGCACCUAUUUGUUUUGCUUUUCUUGAUAUUGUCAUUGCCUCUCUCUUCCUGGCGAAAACACACAGACAUAUUGCAAACCAGCGCCCUUUUGUAUUUUCGCACAAAGCAAGCUUGUAAAAGUCUGCGCCUGCUGUUUUCUCCUUUCCCUCCCCUCUCCCCUUCUUUCCUUUAUAGACUACGUAUAUACG
Molecule: messenger RNA, 1001 nt
Organism: Linderina pennispora
Lineage: Eukaryota; Fungi; Kickxellomycota; Kickxellomycetes; Kickxellales; Kickxellaceae
Exons: 1
Coding region: 91-678 (195 amino acids)
Source: RefSeq, a predicted model, not a curated record